CGGCCGUGCCCGCCCCUUCCCGUCGUGCUUGCGCGGGCGCCAUGGAGCGGGCGGCGGUGCUGCGCGUCAAGCGGAAGCGCGGCGGGACGGAGCCGGCCGAGGCGCUGCUCCUCGCCUGCAAGCGGCUGCGCACGGAGUGUGGCGGUGCCCAGCCGGUGGAGAGGAGCCUCUUCAAGCUUGUGGCGACCGUGUCCUCCAAGAACGAACCAGUUCAGAAAUACAUUCAAGGAGCGAUCACUCAAGACAAAGCAGCUCAAAGUCUGCGACCCUCUUUAGGAAGCACUCAGCGAAUCAUUCAGGAACUCCGUUCUUACAAGCAAGUGAAAAGGAAGGAAAACCGUUAUCGUGUAAUAGCCAGCCAUCGACCUAACUGUACUGAAACAGUUGCACCUGGCAUAAAUGGCGAGGCAUCGAUUGAUGGUGACGGAUCAGACUCUGAAGCAAUGGAAAAUGCUUCACAAAAGGAGAGCGGUGCUGUCGAUAAGAGUUCGGACUGCUGUGGGAAAUUCCAGUUGUUUGAUAUUGAACAAGAGGAGGAGGUGGAAGACUCCAGCGUAACUGCUGCAAACCCACAGCAGACAACUGAUCCAGAUGUGAUUCUUUGCAAUGCAGUAGAGAUGAUCCGUGAGCGUUUAAAUGUUUCUGAAGAUGGUAAAAAAGUAGAACACUGUGAGAAAGAAGAUGACUAUGUUUAUGACAUCUACUAUAUGGAAACAUCAGCCCCUGGUUGGAUCCAAAAUAUCCUUUAUGUACAGCCCUAUAGAGAAGAAUAUGAACUGGUAGAUGAUGAUCAUGUUCCAGGGGAAAUAUAUGAAGAUGAAGAUGAUGAAAAUGAUGAGAAUAACUGGCGUAAUGAUUAUCCCGAUGAAGAUGAAUUCUUACCUGAGGAAGAUGGUGAUGGAGAAAAAGACUCUGAAGAGAGCUUCAGCGAUGAGGACCAAUGUUACAGGAGAAGAACAUGGAACAAAUACCGACAGGAGGUUCUACAAGAAUUUGGAUACGAUGAGAUCCAGGAUUUGGAUUCUGACUGACAGCCCUUUUUUGAAGAUGAAAUGCAUACUGAAGAUGAAAUUCUACUCUUGCAGUAGAACUGCAAAUCCAGACAGCUGCUGAUGGCUGCUGCACUUAAAACAAAAACCCACGAAAAACACACCACACCAAAACCCUGGAAAACCACUUUCCGGUAAAAGUUGGGACAUUGGGACAGUAGGAAACUGAUCUACACAUGAAUGAGCUUUAAGCUAAAUUCUUGCCAGUCUGGCCUUCUGAAACUGAUGGUGACUAGCAUGAUUCACCCUCAUGCUUACUGACUAGGCUUGACUAUUAGAUACUAGAUUGGAAUUCCAGUAAAUGCUAAAACGUUUUGCUAUCUGAGCAGCCAACUUCAGCUGGUAGACAGUAAACAGAUUAGUGUGAAUAUGGCCACUUGGCGCUACAAAUUUUUGUUCCAAGCAAAAGAUACUGUAUGCUUUAAAAUAAAUUUUUCUGCCUGUUCUGUGAUGCUGAGGUUCCAAAGGAAGUUGUUUUUUUUUUUAAAGCUGCAUGCCCAAGCAUUUGUACCUGUACUGACAAUACCUCCACAGUAUACAUGGAGGUAGUUGGCAGCAGCCCUUCUUGUCAUGACUAAUGUGUUGGGUUUCACAAGAAGAUCAACAUGUCUGCUGUGAUGGCAAGUGGAAGUCCUGGAAGAAGACACUCUGUCCUAGUGCUUUAUGCUGUAUUUGUUCUUAAGCUUGAAGUUACCUUCAUACGUGUUUGAGCAUAUGAAAUGCCUUGACCUGUCCAUUUUAUUGCUGGAUCUUUAUCCAGUAAUUUUACUCUGGUAAAAAUUAAAUUGUAAAUAAAGAAUUUUUGACUAA
Messenger RNA from Grus americana (Whooping crane), 1859 nucleotides. It is a transcript of the gene SLC7A6OS, whose product is annotated as solute carrier family 7 member 6 opposite strand. Gene Ontology annotation, biological process: developmental process. Lineage: Eukaryota; Metazoa; Chordata; Aves; Gruiformes; Gruidae. The record is from RefSeq and is a predicted model, not a curated record. The transcript is spliced from 5 exons. The coding region runs from base 42 to 1031 and encodes 329 amino acids.